This is a messenger RNA of Leopardus geoffroyi (Geoffroy's cat), 4178 nucleotides long. RefSeq names its product solute carrier family 5 member 1 (gene SLC5A1). Gene Ontology annotation, molecular function: D-glucose:sodium symporter activity. Gene Ontology annotation, biological process: sodium ion transport; transmembrane transport. The coding region runs from base 173 to 2158 and encodes 661 amino acids. Gene Ontology annotation, cellular component: plasma membrane. The transcript is spliced from 15 exons. The record is from RefSeq and is a predicted model, not a curated record. Lineage: Eukaryota; Metazoa; Chordata; Mammalia; Carnivora; Felidae.
CCACCUGCUCCUCCUUCAGCGCUCUCUGCGUCCAAAGCUGCUCCCCGACGGUGCAGCGCAGGAGCUGCACCGCUCCACUUCGCGGGCGCCCUCCCUCGGGGCUGAUUAUUAACCCGGAGGCGGUAUAAGGAGCGAGUGGCCUGGGCGGGAGGGACGCAUCGCCACCGCCGCCAUGGACACUACCACCUGGAGCCCCACGACCGACACUACCUCACCCCUUGCGCCACAUGAGCGCAUCCGCAAUGCGGCCGACAUCUCUGUCAUCGUUGUCUACUUUGUGGUGGUGAUGGCCGUCGGGCUGUGGGCUAUGUUUUCCACUAAUCGUGGGACUGUUGGAGGCUUCUUCCUGGCAGGACGAAGUAUGGUGUGGUGGCCGGUUGGAGCAUCUCUCUUUGCCAGUAACAUUGGAAGUGGCCACUUUGUGGGGCUGGCGGGGACAGGAGCUGCAGCAGGCAUCGCCACUGGGGGCUUUGAAUGGAAUGCCCUGAUUUGGGUGGUUGUCUUAGGCUGGGUGUUUGUUCCCAUUUACAUUAAGGCUGGGGUGGUGACGAUGCCAGAGUACCUGAGGAAGCGAUUUGGAGGCAAGAGGAUCCAGAUCUACCUCUCUAUUCUGUCCCUGUUACUCUACAUUUUCACCAAGAUCUCGGCAGACAUCUUCUCUGGGGCCAUAUUCAUCAACAUGGCCUUGGGUCUGGAUCUGUAUUUGGCCAUCUUUCUUUUAUUGGCAAUCACUGGUCUUUAUACGAUCACAGGGGGCCUGGCAGCUGUGAUUUACACGGACACCUUGCAGACAGUGAUCAUGCUGGUGGGGUCUUUUAUCUUGACCGGGUUUGCUUUUCAUGAAGUGGGAGGGUAUGAUAACUUCAUGAUAAAGUACAUGAAAGCCAUUCCAACUGUGAUUUCUGAUGGAAACAUCACCAUCAAGAAAGAAUGUUAUACACCGAGAGCUGACUCUUUCCACAUCUUCCGAGACCCCCUCACUGGAGACCUGCCAUGGCCUGGGCUCAUCUUUGGGUUGUCCAUCCUUGCCCUGUGGUACUGGUGCACAGAUCAGGUCAUUGUGCAACGCUGCCUCUCAGCCAAAAACAUGUCUCACGUGAAGGCCGGCUGUGUCAUGUGUGGGUACCUGAAGCUGCUGCCUAUGUUCCUCAUGGUGAUGCCGGGAAUGAUCAGCCGCAUCCUGUACACAGAAAAAGUUGCCUGCACCGUCCCCUCGGAAUGUAAGAAAUAUUGUGGCACUGAAGUUGGCUGUACCAACAUGGCUUACCCGACCUUGGUGGUGGAGCUCAUGCCCAAUGGACUGCGAGGCCUGAUGCUGUCAGUCAUGUUGGCUUCUCUCAUGAGCUCCCUAACUUCCAUCUUCAAUAGUGCCAGCACCCUCUUUACCAUGGACAUCUACACCAAGAUCCGAAAACGAGCAUCUGAAAAAGAACUCAUGAUUGCAGGAAGGUUGUUCAUCUUGGUGCUGACUGGCAUCAGCAUUGCCUGGGUGCCCAUUGUGCAGUCAGCGCAAAGUGGGCAGCUCUUUGAUUACAUCCAGUCCAUUACCAGUUACUUGGGACCGCCCAUUGCAGCUGUCUUCCUGCUUGCUAUUUUCUGCAAGAGAGUCAAUGAACAGGGAGCCUUUUGGGGACUGAUCAUAGGAUUUCUGAUUGGGGUGUCCCGUAUGGUGGCUGAAUUUUCCUAUGGAACUGGGAGCUGCAUGAAGCCCAGCAACUGUCCCAAAAUUAUCUGUGGUGUGCACUACCUGUAUUUUGCCAUCAUCCUUUUUGUCAUUUCUAUCAUCAUCAUUGUGGUUGUGUCUCUCUUCACCAAGCCCAUUCCAGAUGUGCAUCUCUAUCGUCUGUGUUGGAGCCUGCGCAACAGCAAAGAGGAACGUAUUGACUUGGAUGCAGGAGAGGAGGACAUCCAAGAAACCCCAGAGGAGACCAUUGAAAUAGAAGUUCCUGAGGAGAAAAAAGGAUGUUUCAGGCGAGCCUAUGACCUGUUUUGUGGCCUGGACCAACAGAAGGGCCCCAAGAUGACAAAGGAAGAGGAGGCGGCAAUGAAGCUGAAGAUGACAGACACUUCUGAGAAGCCUUUGUGGAGAACAAUAGUUAAUAUCAAUGGCAUCAUCCUGCUUGCCGUGGCUGUUUUCUGCCAUGCAUUUUUUGCCUGAGCCUUGCCUUCUGCUAUAGGCCGUGUUUGGGAAGGCCAGACUUUUACUCUGCCUCCUUUAGUACCAUUCUGUGGUAUUAAAGUAAACCAGCCAGUUGUAAAUUUUGCCCAAAUGAUAAAUGUGUACAGGUGUAAUUGCAGGUUAGCUGAAGAAAAAUCAUUACUUUGCUCUUAACUUAUGUUAUUUGAGGCCAGUGUGAUAUUGUCAGCUGUACAUAUUAGAGCUGCAGAAGGAAAGUCCAACUCAGUCAUGUCCAGGAAAAGAUGGACUAAGAAAGAGAAGCUCUGCAAUGUCUGAUGCAAAUUUGUCUCAGGUAGAUUCAGUGUGUCAAUGUUGUGAUCCUUGAAUAUUAUUACUUUAAGAGCUGUGGUCUCCCUGGUUCAUGCCACUUUCCCUAUAUGACCUUCCCCUCAUUUUUUUUUCCUUUUUUUUCUCCUCAUUUUUUUUUUAAGAGAAAAAUUUGCCCUCUCACAUCCCUGUCAAGUUUUUUCUUGGCACAAGGAAAUCAAUCUGAUAAACUGAUGAAUGCAUGGAAGCUGAAGCUGGGAGCUUGAUCAAGUCCCUGCCCUUGGUGUUUUCUCUUUGAAGGGAAAGCUUAGGGAUGGCAGGACUUACCCCAAAGGGAAAGACCCAGGAACUAGUCUCAGGCAUGUGGGGAAAGUGGAUAAUCUUGAGUCAAGGGAUUUUCUGGGUUUUUUUUUUUUUUUUUUUAAGAUGUGCAUUGUGAGUUCCUCAUGUUUGAGAUUUGACUUAUUUUGUCAUUUCCUGUAUCUGGAAUGUCUUAGGCACUCAGUAAUGCUUAUGGACUGAAUGGAUGAUUUGGGAAUUUAUUUAUAAAUACUUGCUUUAUUUUUAUGUAAGCCUGGCCCUUGGUUAAACAUUGUGUGUGUGUGUGUGUGUGUGUGUGUGUGUGUGUGUGGCUGCACAAAGUACACACUCUGAUGACUUUCAUCAAUUGGAAUGCAUUUUCCAGAGGCCACUCUUCCUUAUGGUGCAGAUGUUGACAUAUGAGCUUAGAAGCUGAUCUAUGUCACAGAGCAAUUAUACCUUUUGGGACAUCCGUCAUCUCAAAUAAGCCACACUCUCUUGAAACAUGUAAACAAUUAACCCAAUAUUCUCUUCCCCAUGAGUAAAUGUGACCACAGCCCUUCUUUUUUGGGGUGUCUUGGUUGGUGAUCAUCCACUGACCAAAGUUAGGGUAGGUGGUCUCUGUCCUGAGUGGUAGCACUCAACACUUUUAGCUGACAGGAGUGUAUUUCUUGUUGAACCUGUUUCCUAGGGAGAAGUGUUUAAAAUGUAAUUUAAAUAUAAUUAAUUAAAUUUAAUUAUUUUAGUCCCACCUGUGAAAUCUCAAUUAUGUUGUAGUAUGUACUCUUUGAAAGUUAAGAAAAAUCAUGAUGUCAGUAUUGCCUGAUUUCAAACUAGCUUAGGAAAGAGCUGGGAUCUGAGGUGCUGUGGAACUGAGGUGCUGUGGAACAGCUCCUACGUGUAAAAAUGGUUCAACAGGCAAAGGGAUAUCUUGUUCUUGUGGAAGGAAGGGCACUAUUUGAUGCACCCUCAUAUUGCCUUUAAGUGAGGCAGAGAAGAGGGGAACAUGGGGAAUUUCACAUGUCUGGCAUUACCCAGCAGACUCAGUUUCAUAUGGAGUUUGUGGUAUGAUGAUAAAGGGAUAUAAAGGGAGAGGAUUGGGAUGAUAAAGGGAGAGGAUUGAAAGCUAGUGGAUGAAGUGGGCACAACGUAUCUAGUUUGUCCUAGAUUCAGUUUCUGGCAUUGUCAAUGAUUCACUGUGUAUAUUGUGAUAAAUUAUUUUGUCUUAACUGUGUAUUUUUCUGUUUGAAAAAUGGGGACCUUGGUGCUUAUAGCAUCUACCUACCUCCUCUGGGUGUGACUAGGUCACUUUGUAAAGGGGAUGACAGAUACAUACAUGAAAGAUACCAAGCAGAUGUUAUAUUAAACAACAUUUGUCCCAUAAAUUAAAAUGUAUUACUUUGAUAAUAAUACAAACAUAAAAAAACUGUAA